Molecule: messenger RNA, 2990 nt
Organism: Styela clava
Lineage: Eukaryota; Metazoa; Chordata; Ascidiacea; Stolidobranchia; Styelidae
Product: ADP-ribosylation factor-like protein 6
Molecular function (GO): GTP binding; GTPase activity
Source: RefSeq, a predicted model, not a curated record
UCUUGUUUCUCUGUAUUUUGUAGAUUUGUAUUUGGUAGAUCCAACCAAGAAGAAUCUGUCCCGGUACCGCUACCGUUCUAGAAGCGACUCAACGAAUUGUAAUAAUUCGGCGUGUACCGGUACAUACGGUAUAGACUCAGGAAACGGUGUUAUUGGCCAUCACCAAACACCGGUACUGAGAAGUUACAAUACAUCAAUCGAAGACUGGCAUAGGAAAAUGGGUCUUUUUGACCAAUUGCGAAAAUGGCUGGGUAUGAAGAAAAAAGAAGCAAGCAUUUUGUGCAUAGGUUUAGACAACAGCGGAAAAACAACUGUCAUAAAUCAUUUGAAGCCUCCCGAUACACAACGUCAAGAUAUUGUCCCAACUGUUGGAUUUACUGUUGAAAAAUUCAACAAUUCUAGUAUAUCCUUUACGGUCUUUGAUAUGUCUGGACAAGGACGAUAUCGUAAUCUGUGGGAACAUUAUUACAAAGAAACACAUGCAAUCAUAUUUGUGUUAGAUAGCGCUGAUAAACUGAGAAUGGCUGUCGCAAAAGAUGAACUUGAUCAUUUGUUAAAUCAUGUUGAUAUAAAGAUGAGAAAGGUUCCAAUACUGUUUUACGCAAAUAAAAUGGAUUUACAAGAUUCAUUAUCGGCUGUAAAAUGUUCUCAACUUCUUGGAUUAGACCAUAUUAAAAACAAACCAUGGCAUAUAUGUGCAAGCAAUGCAAAAACAGGUGAUGGAUUGCAAGAAGGAAUAACCUGGUUGUCUGAUCAAUUACCAUCUGGAUAAAGAGAUCAAUAUUGCAUAUUGCGUAAUACUUUAAUUGCACAUUUUACCAUUUGAAAGAAUGUGUUAAUUUAUCAACAUCAUAAGUAUGGGUCAAUAAUAGGAUAUACUGCUCAUACUUGAUCCACCUAUGACCCACAGUAGUUCAUAAGCAAUUGUUUUAAGCUGAAAUCAGCUAAAAAUUAUUAUACUAUAUAAAAGUUAGAUAUAUAUAAAUUUUACAUUUUUUUAAUAUCUUUUUAUACGACUUAUUGUUUUCGUACAUUGGUGCUGUUAUUGGAACUUACAGUAUAUACAAGCGAUACAUUAUGUUCUCAUGCCAAAUUUGGUGAUCCAAGGUACUGAUGGGUAGUAUGGUUCAUGCAUGUGUCGUAAAAAUUCGUUGUCUUUUAUGCCUGGGUGACAGAGUUGGAGAGUGUUAUACCCGAUUUCAACUCUUCAAGACGCUUGGUUUGCAAUCAUAAAUUUUAUUGUCCAGUUUUCGUAUUAGUUAUUUCCGUUUGUGGGAUGUAUAAAUAUUAAUGGGAGCUCCAGAAGUAUGUGCACCAAGAUGGCGCACAACCUGAACAUAGUAUGUGUACCAGUUUGGGGUUAAGGUUGUGCGCCAUCUUGGUGCACACCAUUCAAGAGCACCAAAUAAUGUUCUGAAUACCUAUUAGUUGGGGUUGCAAAAGACUAACUACCGUACCAAUCUAUUCUCUAUGUCUUUGCGCUAUUGAAUUUGACUUUAGGAUUUGAUUAGUAUGUGUAUAACAAGAGGAUGAUGUUGCAGGAAUAAUGCUGACUAUUCUAUAUGAUUAAAUAGUCUUUCUGUACACCAACACAAAUGUAUUUCUGUAAUACUACUUCUGGCCUGUUUUGAAUAGACUGGAUUUUUUCAAAUAGCAGAUAUAUAUAUAUAAAUUAUUUUCAUUAUUGUAACUUUGAUGCCAUAAAGAUUUUUUAUAACUAUAAAAAUUAACUGAAAUUCUGAGGCGGACGAACAUUUCAAUCUCUUAGGAUAAUCUAUUUUCAACUCUUUCACUUUUUUAUGUAAAUAAAUUUAUUGUUGUAAUUAUACUGAUUUUGACACUGCAUGAUUUUGAUUCUGUGGAUUUUGUUAUAUCACAUUCAUCAAAUGUAAAUAGAUAAGUGUUUCAUCUGGCAUAUUUCUCUCCCUCAUAAGCAUUCCAGAAUACUUUUUUAAUGACGGAUUUACUUGCCAAGUUUUCUAUGCUUUGUUGUUUCGUUAUCAGUAAUCAGUAGUUUAUUUUCUCACCAUACUAAAUGCACACUUGAUAUACAAAUUGCAAUAAAUAAAUAAAAAGGCAUUUCAGGGUGAGGGGAGCCGCGAGAAACCAAAAUUGGUGCAUCUCUUUUUAUGUAGUAAAAGUAGUGUGUAUACUGUAUUUCGAUCAUUGUGAAAUGACAAUAGUAUUCUUUUAAAUUCAUAAAUGAGUAAGUACAUUUUGAGUUUUUAAAUGUUGAUUGGAGUUCGUAAAAGUUGAAUCGGACCAAAUUGAUUUUUGAAUUGUCAAGUUUAGUUGACGAAAGCUUGGAAUUGUUAAGCUGUCAGCUAAGUUUGGGGUGAUUGUUAAACUCCGGUGUUUUAGGACAAUUCUUGGAUAAUCUAACCACUUCAUAAAAUGUAAUAUCUUUGGUAAGCUUGCAAUGUAAAGGUUUGUGUCAGUUUUAUUUUCUUAGUGAAAAGAAUCCGAAAAUAUUUUAUGGUUAUCCUCAUAUUCAAACUUUCUUGAUAUAGUACUUCCAUAUUGUUUUUGAAAUUGGUUGAUGCAUUACAGUUACACAAUAUAUUCGCAUAGAAUGUAUUGGGCCACAAUUUGAAAAUUUCCCUCAUUCUGCCUCAUAGAGGAAACACUACUUCAUCUAGAAUUUAUACUUUCCGCUUAUACAUAUGGCCUGUUACCUAAAAUUUUUCAGUGCUCCUAUUUGGUAUUUUGCCCAGCUGGCUAUUUUAUUGAAUAGCCAUAUGAACAACGGGAGUUGUACAGUGUCAAGUUUCAUUGUAUUUCUGUGUGUGUGUCAAGGGGAACUUUCGAGCAAGUGGUAUUUUGAUUGCUCAUUGCAAAAGAUGCUAUUUAUUAUGUAAAGUACGUUGGGUACUAUUAACUGAUGAUUUGCUCUUAUCUUUAAAGAAACAUAUUAUUCUGUGCUACACUGUUCUAUCUGUAUGAUAUAUUUUUAAUAUAUUCCUUUGCAAUUGUGAACUUUCCUUCCUAUA